AUGGGCUCCAUAGCCAGCUCGCAGGCCUUUGGCAAUGCACUCUCCGGUCUACAGGGGGUCACAGGUCAACUAGUCACUAAUGCACAAGGACAGGUGAGUGGAAGACAGGAGGAAACAGUGAAUUCAUAUGGCAUAUUGAUUUGGGGUAGAAAUGAAUUCCUUAUACAUGACCGCAAUUUCUAGCUGCACAUAUACUGGUGGGUGAGUAGACUUAAAUAAAUCAUUCUUCAGUCCAGUCGUCUUUAAAGUGACAGCUCUUCAUACAACAACUAUGUUUCAUACAGUACCUACAAACGUAUGUGUUUAGGCCUCUCAUCACACAAUAUAUUCUGUGUGUGUAUGUGCUGCAGGCCACAUGAGGGCACAAUACAGUAGCUGCUACCUACCCUGAUCACAUGUAGGUGACAUACCUUUAAGUACCUUUAAGCUCGUGAUGAGAUCAGACAACUUUAUUGAAAUCAUUGUCUAAUAGCAAGUUCAGCUGGUGAGUUGAGUGGGACAUGAUGACAACCAACAAUGGGCCACUGAAAACAGAAAGGCGGUAUCAGAUGUUCAGAGGAGGGCUAUGACAAAUGAGUGGGUCAAAACAUUACAGUAUGGGCUGAGCAUGCUCUGUGGGCACACAAUACUGUUGAUGAGGAAAUGGGAAAUCAGCUGGAGAGGAAAUAAAAUAUCCUGGGGGGGGAUGGUUUGCUGGCUAGAACAUUGAACAGGAUCAUUCCACAGCUCAUUUUUUUGCACAUCCUGCUUCUUUCAUAUAAUAAAGACCAGGUAUGUAGCAAAGAAGGUGGAAACCCACAGGGUGGCGCUGUGGGUUAAACCACAGAGCCUAGGACUUGCUGAUCAGAAGGUCGGCGGUUCGAAUCACCGCUACGGGGUGAGCUCCCGUUCCUCAGUCCCAGCUUCUGCCAACCUAGCAGUUCGAAAGCAUGUCAAAGUGCAAGUAGAUAAAUAGGUACCACUCCGGUGGGACGGUAAACGGCGUUUUCAUGCGCUGCUCUGGUUCGCCAAACGCGGCUUAGUCAUGCUGGCCACAUGACCCGGAAGCUGUACGCCAGCUCCCUCGGCCAGUAAAGCGAGAUGAGUGCCACAACCCCAGAGUCGGCCACGACUGGACCUAAUGGUCAGGGGUCCCUUUACCUAUGGAGCAAAGAAAACCCCUGCAAUAGAGCAAUGGACUAGCUUUUAGUAUUUAACUCCAUAUUACUACAUUUAUUUUAAUUGUUCACCAUAAUCCUACCCACACAUGAUGGUGCAUCUACAUCUGACCUAGAGGAGCUGCUGAAGGCCUCCCUGGUCUGGCAAUUCAUUUUAACGUGAGGCACUCCUUUACUUCCCCCAGGAACAUGAAGCAACAUGUAGUUCUCCAACCCACUGCAAAUAACUUGGUGUCUCCUUUUCUUCCAGAAUUAACCUGUGCCCCUUGGGCUUAGGUGGAAAGCAAGCUAAUGGAUUCUCCUCAAGGAGUCUUUUAGCAGCCUUGAUUGCAAGUAAAUGACAUACCGCCUUCAUUUGUAUAAUUCUUCUUGAUAUUACUUCUCUUCAUAUAAUAGUCACACCAUUGCUGAAGCCCACUAAUUAAACAUAAUUUCCCAGUAUUCUAUUAACCACGUCGGGGCGACCUCACACAGGCACCCCAAAACCCCUCCUACCUCUUGUAAAUGCUUAUUCCCAGCAUUACUUUUAAUAACUUGAAAUCACAGCUAUAGUAUCAUUAGUGCUUUUUUUCUUAAAAAAUCUUUAGGGGUACUCUCAUUUUCCUAGUCAUAUUGAAAUACUGCCCCUCAAUGAGGCCAAACUUAGAUUCACAAAAUGUUUAGGGGGUGUGCGUCCCCCUGCAUCCCCCCAGAAAAAAAAGCACUGAGUAUCAUUAUUGACAGUCAUUGAAACCAGUGAUUGUAUAGUAUUUGUGCUUCCUCAGUUAUUGACAUAUAAUUCAAAAACGCAGAAGCAAUAAAUUCUUCUUCUCUGUGAUUUGAUAUCACCAAUUUACUUAUCUGAGACAGAAGUGGCAUUUAUUUAUUCUGUCCAGUGUGUUUAAAUAUUAAAAGGAGCACCCUCAAGCAUCAUGUUUUGGGGGUUGCUUUUUGAAAACUUAUUAUUAACAUAGAGCAUAAGCAAAGAUACAUCUGGAGCUCACUCUCCUCAUCAUAUAAGUCCCACAAGGAAAAAAUGCUGACCUUGUUAUAUUUACUGGGUGGGUACAGAAUUGUUCCAUCACUACCCCGAGGGUUGAACGAUGGAGCUUGUCAAAGUGAGGCCUUAUCUAAUGAAUCAUCUUAUCGCAGGUGCACACCACACAUAUUAAAGGAGGAUUGCACGACCAUUGUGCCCUCUACAAUAACCUUUCAGUGUCUACUUUAACCCUUGUUUCAAUCCCUUUUCAUCAAAGGAUCAUUUUAUGCAGCCAGCUUUAAAUGGAGGCUCUCAAAAGCCUAUUAAGAUUUCUGUUAGGGGCAGAGUAUUGGAAUGGAAGAAAAGUUGGUUGUAAUGCCUAUAACUCAUAGUCAGAUCAGUUCCAUCCAGAAACGUUGCUUGUUUAUAUCUGUGCUUCAGAAAUAGUGCAAACUCUCCUCUCACAGGAAGCACUAGACAGCAGGAUGUAAAUUUAAGGCUCUGAAAUAUAAAACCAUGGCAGUUUGUCAGUCAAGGGGUUUUUUUCUCAGACUUCUUUCAGGCUCUCCCAGGAAGGCAAAUAAUUGGAAUGUGGUGGUAAACUGUUGGGUGAACAGAGUUCUGUGUUUGAAUAAUAUCAUGUAGGAGACUUACAGUGGCACUGAAUAUUUAUUUUAUAAACCAAAUCUGGCCAUCCCACAAGUUUCAGGGGUAGGCGGAAUUUCACUUUUGCAAAACUCCAGAAGCCAUGCAACAGUUAAGAAUCUAUGUGAAGGGCUUCUUUUAAUAAAUUUAGGAUGGCACUCUGCAUCAUGUGUCUUUAUAUUUUAAAUCCCUGAAAGAGAGAUCUGCUGGGGUGGGUGGUUCAUAGGCUUUUAAAAGUUGCCCAUUUCUGAUUUUAUUUGUGUUAUUUCUACCCUACUUCUCAUAUACCGGGCUUGCAUAUCCAGAUCUAAUUAAAAAUGAAACUGCUGUUCAUUGUGCUAAAAUCACAACUAUAAUUAAUUCAACUGCAACCACAGAGAGUCUAAAAAGAGAAACCUGCAGCAAGCCAGCACUGCCAACUUGCAAAUGCCUUCACUAAAAGUUAGGUUUUCAGGAGAAAUUUCACAUGAUACUAACACAUUUUUAAAGCUCUGGAGUGGAAGUAUAACUACCAUUUUCCACUGACCAUUGACCAUGCUGGCUGGCGCUGAUGAGACCUCUGGGCCUCUCCAACCCACAAAACUCUUCCCAGGCUGUGUCCCUUCUCCAGGCCAAAUCCCUCACUGGCCCUACUCUGCAACCUCCUCAGGUUUGAAUGGCUUGAUGGUAUCCUUGAGCUGUGAUGAUGCUUCUUGCCUGAUGGAUGGAGGGAAUGUGUGUGUGCAUGUGUUUGUGUGUAUUUGCAUGGCUGGAAUGUUGUGGAAAGGAGAGAGUCACAUUGCUCUGUUCACUCUUGCCUCAGGCCCUGAUCACUCUGGCAGGCAGCCUCCAGAAGGCUGUGCAUAAUAGAACGUGGGUUGUGGGCUGAAAAAGGCUCCUUUAAAUCAUGGUUUUAAAUAAACCAUGGCUUAAAGUGAAUGAGUAGCACACUGCUAAAAUCACAUGUGUUUUGCUGCUGCUGUUGUUGUUGUUGUUCGUUUAGGUACUGCUCAAUGCCCAGAUGACUCUAAAAAAAACAUAAAAACCAGUUGCACAACAUUGUCUAAAUACAGAAUAAUUUAAAAUAAAUUACGAUUAAAAUGUGCAAUGAAACAAUUCCAUUAAAGCAACACAGCAAUUAAAGCAGUGUUCCUCACCGCACUGCUGCCUGUCCUUAGCCAGGGUAGAUCAUAGAAUCAUAGAACUGUUGGAAGGGACCACCAGGGUAAUCUAGUGCAAUUCCCUGCAAUUCAAGAAUCUUUUACCCAACAUGGGGCUCAAACCCAUGAGCCUGAGAUUAAGAGUCUCAUGCUCUAUUGGCUGAGCUAUCCCCAUAAACCAGAGGUUGUGAACGAGCACUCAAGGUUUGUUUCCCACAAACAAACCAUAAAUGGUAAGGCAAGCUUAGUUCUUAGCUUACUGUUCAUGGUUUGGUUUGGGGGAAGCAAGCUAUGUGUUCACACAUAACUUGAAAGCAACCUCUCUUGCCUCCCUGUCACAAUGGAGGAAGAAGUCAGGGAGGAGCAAAGUGUGCUUUUGAGCAGGGUGUAACAGCAUGCUGCUUAUUCAUAUUAAAUUAUGGUUAAUUUAUUUCAAACAAUAGUUUAAAGUGAUGUGCGAACCUGGCCUUUUUUCUAGCUAUGAAGGAAUUCUAAGCAAGUGCACAAGAAGUAUGUAAUGAAAGGACACUGCUGGGAUAGAGAGGGGCAAGAAGGAAGCAGCUUUUUAAGGGUCCCUGCUAACUGGCAGUAGAAUUUUGCCAGACUGCACUGGAAAGGUUGAUGCUGCAACUAAAGCAGUUCCCCCCCCCUUUUAAAGUAGUACACAUAGGGUCUGAAAAAAUGAGGCAGACAGCACUGAAAUGCAACAGUUUGGCAGCAUCAGUUUUUAGAUUCUCCAUAAAAAAUGAAUGAAACAAAUGAUGACCAUUCCAGAGAAAACAGCUAGUGUACAGCAAUCUUCGACAACCUGGUGCCCUCCAUAAGAUUUGGACUACAACUCCAUCAGUCCCAGCCAGCACAGCCAUGAACUGGAGAGCACCAGGUCUCAUCGUUUUGCAAAUGAUAUAUAUGUAACCAGUGGUUAUCCAAAAUGAUAAGUUUUAAAGGAAGACACCUAAAUGCACAACUGCGCUGAGGAUUCCUAAAAUAAUAUUACCAGAUUUGCUGUUUUCACUGAUAAAUGCAAUUCAUCCUCUCCCAUCCUUACACUUCAGUAAUCCACUUAAAUUCAAUGACAGUAUGUGUGUUUUACACAGGGGCUGCAGGCUGGUUUCUAAGAUUGGCUCAUUUUAACAAUUAACCAAGUGUUCUUAAGACAAUAACAAUAUUCAUUUUUGUCAGCAGACCUUGCAGAAGGUUAGCAGAAUUAGACUGAAGUAAUCACUUACAGUUUCUGGAGUUCAAAGGCUUUAUUCAUGAAGGAACGAUUUACAGGAUGAUUGGUGAUAGCAGAGAUAUAGCAGACAUAUUGUCUGAAGAGAACAACAAAUGGAAUGGCUCAGCUUUUGGGGUAGAGUUAACUUAGACAAAGAGGGUUACAAACAAGUGCUUGCUAGACAGUGCCCUCGUGUGGUUUAAAGUAACACAUGUAUUAACUACAAACACCAAUAAUUUUAUCAGCUAGCAUGACUAUGUUAUUGUGCAAGUUUAAAAAAACUAAUUGUUUUGAAUAUUGCUGCAAUUGAAAGAAAAAAGAAAAAGCAAUCAGCAAAAGACUCAUGGGUGUUAUGUCACAGAAUUCAUUUGCCAUGAACCUAUGCAUCAGUAGGAAAAUCUUCCUGAGAAAAGCGCCUCAUGAAAAGCUCCCACUAAUUAGCAAACAUUAUCUGCCUUCAGAGAGCUUUAAUCCACAAUUAGCUCAGGAGACUAAGCAUGCAGGAUGGUGUCGUUGAUCCAGUUUGAUAAUGGGAGUACUUUGCUUCUCAUUAUUCUGCAGAGAGGGCAUCCAUUGGCUCCUUGAGCAUCUUGAUGGUAAAUGGUGCUAAUAAGGCCUGAUGGUUCUCUGCUCCUAACAAGCCUCUCAGCAGCAAGAGUGAUUACAAUGGAGAUAGAUUUGAUGGGAUGCACUUGCUUUUGUAGUGUCUCAGCUGCUGACACUCUGCGACAUAAUCAGGUCACAGAGCCGGUCACAGCCAUCAGCAAAAGCCAUAGCUCUAUCCCUCAUUAUUAAAGGGUAUUAUUCUGACCCAGGCCUUCCUAACACAGCCAAGGGCCUUUUCGUUCCUUUUAUAUAUAUAUAAUAUAUAUAUAUAUGUCUCCCCCAACCCGCUGCUGCUUUUUGGUAAAGCAUUAACUCCCAACUAAUAAAAUAAAAUACUUCAUCAGCUAAAAAGCUAGUAAAUUUUAAAGCAAAGGAAAUAAAGCAGCCCCUUUCAAACCCAGUGAAGGGAUCACAAUUAAAUAAGAUGGGGAAUUUUUGUCACCAUGCACUGCAUGGUACAAUAUAAUAUGUCAUGUGCAAUAAAAAAGAGUGGAAAGCAUUACAAAAUAGGAUUUGACUCUCUUUAUGGAUGGAUUUGUAAAGUACCAAAGCAUCUCUCUUUUGAAGAGACUCUGGGCUACCAUUUUUAAUGUGCCUGUGUCCUGUUUCCCCACAAUUGCUUUUAUUUUCUUGUAGCAUCAGAAAUACUUUCUUUGAAUAACGAGGACGCAGGCACGACAAUACACUCUGGAGUAGUUCCACAACAGUCAAUGGAACUACCCCAAAUGAAAUUUUCAGGUUGAUGCAGUUUCAGGCAAGGGGAUCCCCCCUCCAAGAGAUGAAACUGGUGUGAAAAGAGGGACACUGCAUUGUGCAUACAUUCAUAUACGUAAUUUAUUCAUUUGCUAUGCAGCAUUCACAGGUUCUUGUGUUUUAACAACCUCUUUGAUCCAUGGCAAUAGUGGGACAAAAGAAACAUGUCUGCACAACAUGGAAAAUGAUGCCCCUCUUAAGUCAUUUUCAACUCUUAUAAAUAAUACUCUAUCCCCAGCCCAAUGCUGUUACCCAAUGUGAUAGUAUUUGCUUCAAAAUCACUUUCACCGGAGCUGGAAACAGCUUUUGCUUGCUUUGUGCUUCGAAACAUGGAAAAAGCAAAAGGCCUGAUCCUUUCCCAAUUGUAAUUUCCCCAUUUUAAAAAGACACAUCUAUGUAGGUUCCCUGCUUAACUGAUAGGAAACAUGCGUAUUUUAUAAUUGGGCAUGGCUACCCAACUACGUGGGACGUGGGUGGCGCUGUGGUCUAAACCACAGAGCCUAGGGCUUGCUGAUCAGAAGGGCAGCGGUUCGAAUCCCCAUGACGGGGUGAGCUCCCAUUUCUCUGUCCCAGCUCCUGCCAACCUAGCAGUUCGAUAGCACGCAGUGCAGGUAGAUAAAUAGGUACCGCUCCAGCAGGAAAGUAAACGGCGUUUCCAUGCGCUGCUCUGGUUCACCAGAAGCGACUUAAACAUGCUGGUCACAUGACCCGGAAGCUGUACAGCCGUCUCCCUCAGCCAAUAAAGCAAGUGAGCUCCGCAACCCCAGAGUCGGUCACAACUGGACCUAAUGGUCAGGGGUCCCUUUACCUUACACAACUACAUAGGAUGUGGGUGGUGCUGUGAUGUAAACCACUGAGCCUAGGGCUUGCCAAUCGGAAGGUCAGUGGUUCGAAUCCCCAUGUCGGGGUGAGCUCCUGUUCCUCUGUCCCUCCUCCUGCCAACCUAGCAGUUCGAAAGCACGCAGUGCAAGUAGAUAAAUAGGUACUGCUCCGGCAGGAAAGUAAACGGCAUUUCUGUGCGCUGCUCUGGUUCGCCAGACGUGGCUUAGUCAUGCUGGCCCCAUGACCCAGAAGCUGUCUGUGGACAAACACCGGCUCCCUCAGCCAGUAAAGUGAGAUGAGUGCCACAACCCCAGAGUCGUCUGCGACUGGAUCUAAUGGCCAGGGUCCCUUUACCUAGCCCUAAAAGUGCUCAUUCAAAAAAACCUACUGGAUUCAGUGCAUAGGACUGCAGCCUUUGUGAAUUUACUAUCAGAGUCUAAAGGUGGUGAGUCUGCUUAGAGCUUUGGCAAGGAUUGGUGUAGGUGCACAUUUUCACUAGAACCAGGUCCUUCAAGGUAAGUGGUAGUAAUGCUAUCCCACCCAUCGGCAUUCCAGUUAUGGGCAAUGGGGAAGAACAAAUCAAGCACAAUGGGUGCGAUUAGGGUUGCCAUUGUCAUCAGGGAUAAUAAUUUUAUGACAGCUUUUUAUGUACAGAGGGUUUUUUGGUUUUUUUAUAAAGGCAGAAUCAUGUGUUGGUUCAGUCAGUGGCUUCUGCCUUCAGUUCCAUUGUUUCAGAACAAAAACACCAGGGCCUUUUUUUUCCAACUUUGUACUUUUCAUUAAAAUAAAACUGCGGUGAGUAGGUAUCCAUAAUUAUGUUGUGCUCACAUAAUUGUUUUUCAAUUAUUGCUUUUUUCUAUGUUUUUAGCAGUUCUUGUUUUUAUCUCUAAGCUGCCUUGAGUCCUGUGAGGGGAAAAUGCUUUUCAGUAAUUAAAUGUUUCAUAAACAUAAUUAGUGGUUCCUAAAAGGCGAAUUUUAAAUUCCUGUAAAAAAUCCUGUUUUCUUCCAUGUGUCUGGAACAGAAUGGGGAUAUCCAGAGCAAUUCUUCAAAAAAUAAUAAUUUGGUCACUGAGGCAAGACAAGCAAAAAUAUAGUGCAAUGUGAAACUUUGUGGUAUAGCCUCUCUCUUGCCAUGUGGUUAGGAAUAAGCUAAAUUAUUGCCAGCAUCUGAAUCACAUUGUGCGUGGCCAAGAAAUGUAUGCUACAUAUGCUUAAAGAGCAUAACCAUGGCCAAGUUGUUGCUACCCUUCAGUGAGUUUUAAAAUCAAUAUACUUGCCUGAGGCAGAGUACCUCACAAAAACGCCUCUAAGGCUGUUCAGUCCCACUUUACCCUCACUGCCUUAGGAUGACCCUCUCUGCCUGAGGCUGUUUCUGCUCUGGCCUCACAUAAUAACGUUCACCAUUCCUGCCACCUCUUAAGUUUCACAGCUGGGAGUAUUAAUACAAUUUACCUUAGUGCUUAGGUGCGUGAAUGCUUGUGGUGUCCAGUCUUCUCAUAGCCAAACAGCCAAUGGUGAAAGACACUCAUGGUGCAAAGUUGUACUGAUUGCAAAGGAGAUCCCAUGAAGGAAAAUGCUACAUUCAUAAAUGGUAAAAGGGAAAACUCCAUUGGAUCAGAAGUCUUUAGCAUUUGAAAGACCUGACCGAGAACCAGAGCAAAAUCCAUGGCUGAGCAGCCUCCUGCCCACUUUUUAAAAAAUAAAUAAAUUAUAAUAGCAUAGUCAAAAUUGAUAAAGGCUACAAUCUUAUACAGUAUAUACUGGCAGAGGAAAAGGGGACGGGGGAGAGCACUGCCCCCGGCAGCGUUAUCCUGGUGGGGUGCCAUCGUGGCUGCACCCCUGCCCGCGCAGGGCGUCAUGCACCCACAGGUGGCGCACCACAGCCCCAGGGCAUGUGCCAUGCCCCUGCGGGAGACGCGCCACACCCCUGGGACGCGCACCAGCCACACCCCUGCCUGGUCUCCGCCCCCGGUGCCAGAGCAUGAAGCUCCACCACCGACAAUAUAUACACUUACUUGGUAGUAAAGUAAAGGUAAAGGGACCCCUGACGAUUAGGUCCAGUCGUGGCCGACUCUGGGGUUGCGGCGCUCAUCUCGCUUUAUUGGCCGAGGGAGCCGGCGUACAGCUUCCAGGUCAUGUGGCCAGCAUGACUAAGCCGCUUCUGGAGAACCAGAGCAGCGCACAGAAACGCCGUUUACCUUCCCACUGGAGCGGUACCUAUUUAUCUACUUGCACUUUGACGUGUUUUCAAACUGCUAGGUUGGCAGGAACAGGGACCGGGCAACAGGAGCUCACCCUGUCGCGAGGAUUCGAACCGCCAGCCUUCUGAUCUGCAAGUCCUAGGCUCUGUGGUUUAACCCAUAGCGCCACCCGUGUCCCUACUUGGGAGUAGGGCCCAUUAAACCCACUUGGACUUACUUCUGAGUAGGCAUAUACAGUACAUGAUUGUGUUUUAAAAAAAAUAUUCUGUUGACUUAUCAGCUUUAAUCGCAUAUCUAAAUGCAGAUAAUGGUGGCAGAUCCAUACCUUCAAGCAUCAGCAUUUUGUGCUCACAUCACCAAUUAUCUUUUCUUCUGCAGCCUACCCAACUCCCCAGGCCUCAUUUCCAUUACUGGUGCUCUGAUAGAGGAGAAAGCCUGUGGGAGAUGGGUUGCAGGAGUAACCAUGACAGAUUUGGGAGAUGCGACCAUUCCUCUGCACAUCUCUCUCCAACAUGCACUGCAUCCUAGGUUGUGCUGGCAGGGGGUCCAUUUAGUUACUUCUUUAAAUUUUCCUUUUAAUAAAUUUUAAUCUGUUUCAUUACUUGUUUCCUUUUCUUAUUUGUUUUCACCAACAAUUCAGAAUUUCACAAUUCCCUAUCAUUUUAGUUUGGCUUUUAAUUUCAGACUUUGGUGCUUUUCAUCUGAGUGUUGUAACAUUUUGAGGCUAUCAAGCUCCCCCAGGGCAUCAGACUUCCCAAAAUCCAUAUGGAUUGGUUCCCAUUUUAUAAGAAAUUUUAAAAGAUGCACAGCUGAGAUAACCUUUCAAAUGAUUCCAUUGGGAGAUCCAGUUGCAUUUCUUCUACUUGUAACUUCUGGAUUUACAUCCCUUUCUGCCUGAAAAGCCCAGGCAUUCUCCUUAGAAUCAGAUCUGCCACAUUUCUGAAAAAUAGGACAAAUGCAUCCCGACAGAAACUAAUGGAAAAUUAAUCAACCCCCAACAAAGAAUCACUAUUGUAUUUUUCAUUCUAAAAUUCAUUUUUUUUAAAAGCAACUCAUAUUUUAUAACUAAAAUGAAUAAAACAAAUGCAGCUAAUUUGUUUCAUUUUUUUUAAAUAUAUUUAAACAAAUGCACCUCAGUACCCCAUCCCUCCCACUCUUCUAGUAAUGUGAUUGGAGUAGGGCCUCAUCUGAAGACAUGGGUCUGCCAAAUGAUACUUUACAUCAUGCAUAUGGUAGCCAUUUGCCUAUGUGAUUCCCAACAGGCAAACACAUGUCAAAGCUUGCUUUUCAUACAUGCAGCCCCUUGUAGAUUGGAGCAAAUAUUAUCAAAAUACAUGCUCACCCUGUAGCUCCUCUCUUUUUUCACCAUUCCACAAAAAGCUCAUAUGCUCCCAGUUCCUUUCAUCUGUUUUGUGCAGCAGAUUUGGGAAAGAGGACAGAAUGCCUCUCCAUUUUAAAAACAGAUCUCUCAGAAAAGUAAUUUCAUAUCCAGGCACAAUAUCCAAAUAAACAUUCAUUUUAAUGUUUGAUGCAUCAAAUACUCUGACAUUGCCAGCUCUCAAAAUAAAUGGUUUGUUUUAGAGGUUGGAUGUGUCAUAUUAGCAUCCACCCAGGAGAUAAGAAAAGAGAAAUAGAUCAGAGAGUGAUCAGGACAUCAGGGAGACAGUUUAGAGAGAGAUGAGAGAGGCCAGUUACCAGGGAAAAUGUAAAGAUAAAAAAUAUAGAUAGAUGAAAAAGGCAAGGAAAAAUGUAUAAAUAGGUCAUUGCAGCCCAACUGGAAAAGGAGUUUAAUUUUAACUUGUUAGUCGUAGUCUGUAGAGGCCUGGCCUCUCUCCCAAGGAUAUAUUUAUUAAGCCAUGACAUGACUUAUUCAGGAGGAUGGGUGGAUGGACAGACAGAUAGACUCAAAGUGAUAGGGAAACAGUAAAAGUGAAUUCACAUAUUGUGGCACUGAGGGUUUGUACUGGGAGAGCACAGCCUCUUGGCAGAGGGAAUUAGUCUUAUUGAUUGGUUAGUUCCCAUUAUAGCACCAUAUUAAACUUUUCUUCCUCGCUGUCACUUCAAUGUUUCCUCUUUUGCCCCGCUCGCCAAUUCACAGGGCACAGUUUUCAGGUUCAGGAAUCAUUCCCAUGAUGUCUAUAUGAGCACUGAGGACAUAAUCAAGCCUGUCCAACGUUGCGCUGGGCGCAGGGUGUUUUCUGCAGCCAGGCUAGUGUUGUGCUUGGCAGACUUCCAGUUUUCCUCCUGGGAUAUAUUUCUCUUCAGAGAAGAGGGCAGGAAAGGAUUUCUAACACACACAAAAACUUCAAAAGUUAUUUUUCUAUAUAGACAAAUGGAGACUUAGCAGGGUCAUGGCACCCCAAAUACCAAGGAAUUAAAAAUUGAUCAACUAAAGGGGAAGCAAACAUUGUCAGGUUCUUUGAAGUUAAUAGAGUGGAUCUCAUUAAACACCAGAAGAAAAUGUUAUCCUUAAGGUUAUUUCAUUUUUAUUUUAUGGUGUUAAGUGUCAGUUGACACAUUACAGUGUUGAAGUCUGAGAAAAAUAGUUGGCCUUUCCGUGAAACUAUACACCUUCAUACAGAAUCCUUAAGAGCAAUGUAAUGGGUUCACAUGGAAUUACCUGGGAGCCCCAAUUAGUUUUUCAUUAAUAAGCUUUAUGCCUUUCGUAGUCUCAGCCACAAUUUCCCCCCGGAACCUCUCUUUUUAGUCUUUGCAAAUAUAUGUGAAAUUUAUUUGGCUCUCAAGACCAUAAGGGUGUUAAGCACUUAUUUAACUCUCUCCCACUGAUAUAAAUGGGAAUAGUGCUUCACUUCCACUGGACCACACUCAUUAUGCUGCCUGCCAUGCAAAACUGCACUUUGUUCCUCGGCUUUUUUAUAAUUUGGGUAAAUAUGCAGUCAAGGUGACAUAAAGGGAGAUAAAAAGAUUACCAUUUUCAAUAGAUUUGCUAUCCCUGUUAUCUCACACGCAUCCAAACUGAGACUGAAUCUUCACAGAAAUGGUGCCUGGUUUUUUUCCUCCUCCUGAUGAUCAUCUGAAGGGAGCAGCAGAAAAAGAAUGGAAGAGCAUGAGUUAUUUUUAAAGAAUGCAUCAAGCUCCCAUUGCACCCUCUGUGUAUAUAUAAGAAAAUGCCAUGAUGGUCAUGGAUAAAAGAUUGUUCACCUAUGAAAAGGGUGAUACAGUUUUUCAUUGCCAAAGCUCAUUAGCAUCAUUGUAAUGAGUUAUGGUCUUUGUUGUGAGAGAUGAGAAAUCCUGUAGUCUCGCCCUAAAGAACAUUAAAGAAACAUUACUGGCAGGAAAUUGGAAAAGUAAUAUAUGUUAGAUGGAAUAUGACAACUUUUUCUGAUAGACCAGACAGAUAAAUGUCACCUACAAGUUUCAAAAUACAUUUAAUUUUGCCAUCACAAUAGACAAUAUCUUCAUAAAAUAUAUAUGAAUCAGCUUUUAAUCAUAAUACUUGACUGUGAUAAACAAAUGCAUAUUUGAUAACACUUUUUUUUAAGCUAUCUGUACCCACGCAGGCAUGACUCUUUGCUACUUUCAGUUCUUUAAACUUUUGUUGCUGAUUUGAGGAUCUUAGACUAGCAAACUUUAAGGAAUCUGAAGUUGGUUGAACCCUCUCAGUAAAAACAUGGAUAUCUAUUUGUGUCCUUUUUUCCAGUAUGGUCUUUAACACCACUUAGCUAACAUUGAUCUAAGUGACUACGUGCAUUCACAAAAUCAGAGUAUAUACUGAACAAUUUAUAUCACUUUUUCUAUCACAAGGAGAUAAGCUAGGUUCAAUCAAGCUUUGAUAACAACACAUUAUAUAGAGUUACUAUUAGGUCUGCAUAUAUGGGGAAACAUAGUGAGCUGCUUUACACAUAGUCCUAAAAAGGGUUGCCAUAUGUCCUCUUUUUCCAGGACAUGUCCUCUUUUUCAUGAGUAGAGUCGUCAUAGCAAUCCAUAGUUAAAAGCAGAAGUCGGCAAAUGUGUCUUCUUUUUUGCUCUUCAAAAUGUGGCAACCCUAUUAAGCCUCUUGAUGUUAAGGUUCUUGUUGGUUAGGCAGCCUUUGUGUCGUCUCCUCUUCGUGAUACUUUUUAGUUCUCUUUGUCUUAUUCCCAUAUUGCCUUCAUGUUUCACAACUUGUAAUCUUUACACUUCCAUAUUGUGUUUUUUGAAUAACUUAAGCGUAAAGGUAAGGACCUAGACUCAAGAAUUCAUGACGAAAUGAGUUUAGGGAAUAACAAGAUAUAAAAUUGAGCCUCUACUCUGAGCUAUGCCUGAAUAAUUGAAAGAACAAAUAAGAGCCCAAAGGCAACUUUACUAUUAAUAAAACAUUUCAUUCCUUCAUACAUCCAAAACUUUCAGGCAAACUAGCAGAAGUUAAUGAAAUUAUAAAGACAGAAAGCAUGAUUCAGCAAUCUCCCUGCAGAUGUUGGGGUCUGAAUGCAAGACCAUUGCUCCCCAUUCAUAUCAGUGAAGGAAGCUCCUCCAUGAAAACCAUGGGAUGUAAGCAUAGCACAGGUCCUUCCAGAGAUUUGAAAGACGAAAGCCAUACAUAUGCAGGAGUUUCAUUUCUGCACUGUCCAUUAGAAGGGUUGUAAUCAUGCUGCUACUGGGGUACAAGGUUUAAAGCUGAACUGCAUACUUGCACAACAUAAAUCUGCUUAUGAAACAAGAAUUUCAGUUUCUUUUCUUCCUCCUCAUGCCUCACCCCAAAUCCGCUCCAGAGAAUAUCCUAACCUUCAGGAGUUGAUUUGUGGGGCUGAGAGGAAAGAGAAGCCCCACUGAGUGACCCGAUGUCCGCUUGUGCAUCUUACCUAUAGUGCACAACUUCAUGAACCAUGUAGGCAAUGACAAACUUCCUCUACCCACAAAGCUAGCAAGUCAAGGACAAAGCUGCUCUAGGCUGAGCUCCCUGAUUUAUUUUAAUCUGUAUAGUAGGCAUAGGCAAACUCUGUCCUCCAGAUGUUUUGGGACUACAACUCCCAUCAUCCCUAGCUAACAGGACAGUGGUCAGGGGUGAUGGGAACUGUAGUCUCAAAACAUCUGGAAGGCCGAGUUUGCCUAUGCCUGCUGUAUAGGGUUGCUGGGGAACUUCCGUACAUGCUUGAAUGUGUGACUAGCCCCUUAGAGUGCUACAUACUAUAAAUGAAGCAUUAGCAUCUACAGUCAUACCUCGGGUUAAAUAUGCUUCAGGUUGAGCGUUUUCAGGUUACGCUCCAUGGCGACCCGGAAGUAACGGAAUGCAGACACUCAAAAUGACGUCACGUGCAUGCACAGAAGCGGCGAAUCGAGGCCCGCAGACAUGCAGACGUGGGUUGCGCUCGCUUCAGGAUGCGAACAGGGCUCCGGAAUGGAUCCCAUUCGCAUCCAGAGGUACCACUGUAUUCCAUUUAUUUGAUGGGGCAUUUUGAGGAAGGAAAGGAAAUUGUAAGAGUCUGUCAUUUCUAAAAUAUUCCCGCUGCAUGUAUGUUUGGGGGGUACAACCUUCCAGCGUCCCUGCACACGUUCAAAUAGCAUAAUUCAUUCAUUGCAAAACCACAACACUUUAAUACAACAGGCCUGUCCUCCUGCCUCUGACCUUACAAACUGUUCACUUCAGCAAUGUCAUUCUCAAAAUGCCUGACUGCAAUCCCAGAAAUGCAUUUUAAACGUGGAUGCAAACAUUUCUAUUACUGAUAAAACUAGCACAGCAAUUUUUUGCCUUGUGGGGGGACUGGAGCCUUGCUGGCUGAAGUUACAGGCCCAGAAGUGACACUUCAAGGCCAUGUCCUUUGCGACAUGUGAAUCAAAUGUUUUCAUUUAUUUAUUUAUUUCACAAGGCUUCUGCUGACAGCGUUAAAAAGAAAGAUAAUUCUUUUCAUUUGGUAACAUUUGUUGAAGUAAAGAUAGAAUGCCCACACUAGGCUGACCACAAUCUUUCCUUGUUAUAGACAAAUGAUAAUUUGAACUCUGCAUCAACAGAGAUGUUUAAAGGCAGAGUAUACAAAACAUCCCUGAGGUCUUGUUUAUUUCUUCCCAAGACCCCAUUCCCACCCACAACCUCCGGAUAAAGCUCAGCAUAUGCGAGACAAGAAUAUGUCAGCAUGUUGGAUUGCUACUUGCCACUCACUCAUAACAUAUUUUUUAAAAAAUGUUGUUGUGUAGGAGCUUCCAUAAAAGUAUUUUGGCAUGACAUGGUUCACGUCGGAGCCAUAAAUUUUGUCAGAUGCUUACCUUGUGGACUAACUGCCAUGGUUAAUAUUAAAAGUAGGUUUGGGAGCAAUUUUGUGUGCUUAAAUACGAUUUGUCUUGAAUUUAGUCAGGUGGUGACCUAAAUGGCUUCUUAUAAUUGUCUAAUCUUAAAAAUCCUAUAUAUUACAAAUAUCAAUAUAAUUUGAUACGAGUAUACAGUAGGUCACAUAUUAGCCUGCUGCCCUUCACACAAGGACUUUAACCAAAUCACCUUACAGUCCACUUGCUAAAAAUUGGCCAAAGAUUCCCUAUACCACUGGUUUUUCAAAUGUUUUAUCAGGGCAUAGUUGCCUUUGACUGGACUUAACCAUCCAGGGGUCCUUUACAUUUUAUCUUUAUUCACUGGAACCACUGCCAAACAUGUUCUAAUUGUUUGCUUAAAACACAUCCAGCACUUAUCCCUUGAUAAGUCCUAAAUUGACUCGCAAUUCAGCAGUGCAGGGGAAUAUCAGUAAUGGUGGGCAAACUUGUAUAUAUAGCCCAAGGCUCCACAGAACCCAACUUGAAAAUGGCUGAAGAUUUCUAUCUGAUACCAUUUGGCAAACAUGGCCACAACUUCAAAUACUGAUUGUACACCACCCAGUUUCUAAACCAGUCAAAAUGUGUGUAUUUUGGACCAGAGUUCGUUGCUUAUAUACAUACUAUGAUUGUAAACCUUUCCUAUUAAAUGUUUGUAACCUAUAGAAUUUCACGUUUUCUUUCUUGUAGAUCAUUGGAACAAUCCCACUGAUGCCUAAUCCAGUCUCAUCUAACCAGUCAGCCGGAGGAGCUCAGGGCCUUCAAGUGCAGCCAAUCACGCCACAAUUACUGACCAAUGCCCAGGGGCAAAUCAUUGCCACAGUCAUUGGGAACCAGAUCUUGCCAGUGAUCAACACCCAGGGAAUCACACUUUCGCCACUCAAACCAGGCCAACAGGUAAGUUAUGAAUGUAGCAUUUAAAUUAACUGAGAAAUAGUUAAAAUAUAUUGAUUUGCAUUUUCCUCCCCACUGUCACUCUUUGGGUAGGGGUGUUAGGCAAGGAGGAGGGGCAAAUAAAGGCAGCCUUCAGUUUCAGCCCAAAAUGGUGUCCAAGCCCUCUGUUAACUCCACAACUGCCAGUUUGUUGUCUUACGCAACGGACUUUAUAUUCCAUAUAUAAUCAGAUGCACUUUUGGAAUGUUCAGGCAGUUGUUAUGGUAUAUUCUCUAUCUUAAGAAAGAGGUUCAGGGCUGCAGAGAUCAAGCCUUCAGCCACUCAACCAGCAAGAAAAUUCUAAGGCGGAAUAUGCAUUCCCUCUUUUUCCUUAUUGUUUCAGGUAUCUCUGGCCCUGAUUAGCUGUAUCCCAGCCAAUCUGUUUGGGUGAAUAGGCACACUCUAAAGCAGAGCUUUCCAAACUUUUCAUGCUGGUGACACACUUCUUGGACAUGCACCAUUUCACAACAAAGUAAUUCAGUUUUACUAGCAAAUCAGAGGUUAAACUAACCCCUUUCCAGCUUUUGCACAACACACCUACACACUGCAGCUGACACACUAAUGUGUGGCGAUGCACAGUUUGGAAAGCUCUGCUCUAAAGCAUAAGCUUUUGCUGGAUUGGGCAAAGUUCCACCCAGUCCAGCAUCCCAAUUCUCUGGUGUUUGUGACCAGCACUUGGGUAUUCAGGUGCAAAACAGCUUGAAAAUCUUCAUGGUUCAGAUUAUACUCUCAUUUGGGUAGUGCCAGCCCAGAGGUGCAAUCCCUGAUGCCUACCUUGGGCCUUCCUUUCCUACCUGGUGUGUGCCAUUAGGCAUCAUACAAGAUUACUUUAUCAUCCACCUACUCUCAGCUAACAGAACCACAUCCCACAUGUUUGUUUUUCUUUAUUUUGAAGUUUUCCUGCUCUUUUCCCAUUCCUUCCUAACCUGAAAUCAACAUGGUAUUGGGGAAACAGCAGUGUAGUCAAAUGGUUCCUCAUUCCUGAAAGGCUGUUUCUCCACCUCUGAGGAUGCUGAUUCACCGUGGAACGUGAUAAUGAAGCCGCUACCUUGAUCUGAGUUGUGAAGGGUUUCAAUAGAGUUUGGAAAACACAGCCAGAGCUACAAAUUCUCUUCACAUAAGCACACUCACCCACUCACACUGACACACUACAGCAUCCCCGUUUCACUAGUUAACACAGUUCUGUGUCUGAAGCAUACAGAGCAAAUGAAAUAUCCAUAAACAUAACCAUUUUUUAGAGGACACUCAGUUACAUGAAUCUUGAAAUGCUAAAAUGAUUUUGCUUUUUGACCCACAAAGACAUCAUCAUAGUAAAAAGCUUGCAGCGUAAUUUACACAGCCAAAUUACAUUUAUUAUUUAAAAACACCCACCAAGUAAUCUGAUUUGCCGUGCUUGAAUGGAUAUAUAUCUGAAUAGUUCAAAAAUACAUUUUCAAGUUGUUAUUUUUUCAACAGUAACCAGUUAGCCACUUUGGGUUAUAUUAAAUUAAUAAAACACAUAUUAGAUUGCCUGUGCAUUUUAUGUUCUAUCUCAUGUUAUAAUCCAUCAUCCUUUAUUUGUAAUACAGUCAUAUUUCCGGGAGAGGAGGGAAUGCAAGACGGAAGUUUGUGUCUGAAUUCAUUUAUUGUUCCAUUGAUAUUAGAAAGGCUAACAGUUUGCACAAAUUUCUUCUUCUGUGUAUAUGUACUAUUUAGGACACAAUUCAUUUGAGGUUACCCACUUUCAAGUAGCUCUUUUGAUGCAGUAGGAGAUAUUUAAGUACAAUGCUUAACUCUCCCAUUCAGAUCAACAGAGCUCACCUAGAAGGAUUUAACUUUGGCUGAUCAUGCCCUUACUUUCGAGGAGAGGUCAAGACUGCACAGUCACAUAUACAUCAAGAAGACUAUUCUGAGAUAACAAACAAAAUAAAUAAAUAAAUCUUGCAUUACAGUUUAUGUUUAGAUUUCAAAGUUAAUUUUAAAAUGUUGUAUUCAAAGUUAAAAAUCUUAACUUGGGAUAUAGUUCUUAAAAUUCAGACCCCAGCGUUUCUGCUACAAACAGGUUCACUUCCAGCAGUGACUGCACUAGGACAGAUAGGGAGUUUGGUUGCAGAUUGGAUAUAUGACACAGCCUGUUUCUUAUUAGUCUUCAUCCAGCCCACCACAAUACCCAACUACUGGCACAAGAGUCGAAGGGGUGGGAUAUAAAUAAAUAAAGAAUCUUUAAUAUUAAGAGCAUUGUGCCAGGCAGAGAACGUAGUACAGUGACAGCACCUUAUCAAUUCUUGUCUCUCUGCUGACUGUUUGUUUCUUUAAUUUUGCAUUUAGCUCCACCAGCCAUCCCAGACGCAGGUGGGGCAAGCAGCAUCCCAGUCCAAUCUCCUACAUUUAGCUCACAGUCAAGCAUCUAUGUCUCAGAGCCCCGUGCGGCAGGCUUCCUCUUCCUCCUCUUCCUCCUCCUCAUCUUCAGCUUUGAGUGUUGGCCAGUUAGUCAGCAGUAAGUAUCGCCUUCUUGGUAUCCUUAUUUCACUUUCUCCAUCCCAACUUUUCUUCCUUGCUUUUGUGAAGUACCUGUAAGUAUGGCCAACUGGAAAAAUAAGCAAGUCAUUGACUGCUGAAUGGUGCAAAUGCCGGUAAUAAGAGUUUUAGGCCUAAGUUAGAAUUUUUUAUGCAAUGUGCAUUAAUUCUGAAUGUGGCCCCACAGACUGACUCCAAUGCCCAGUCCCCCUGAGUCAGUCCAGGAGGAUACCAUGAUCAAUGAUAUCAAAAGCUGCUGAGAGAUUGAGCAGAAGUAACAGGAUGGUACUCCUGUUUCUCCCUGAUGAUAAUCUUUCAGGUUGACUAAGACUGGUUCAGUUCUGAAAACAGGUCUGAAUUCAGAUUAAAGUAGAUCUAGAUAAUCCAGGAGUACCUGCAGGAAUAGUCAAGACAAACCGUGAUACCUGGCUGAUGUGCGCCAUUUGGCACAGUAAACAGCGCAGCAGAAAACCAUGCAGAGAAAGGAGGCCAAGGCAGAUGUAUGGGGAAAGAGAGCUCGUGUUGUGAUUGCGAAGAAAUAAGCAAAAAUGGUCUCCCUGUAGAAACUCAUCCCUGCCUGUAACAGUUAGAAACAGUUACCAUGUGACACUUGUGAGUCUUCAUGCUUUUACCCAUAUUCCUGCUAGCAGAUGGAAAGGGAACGAAACCUCACAACAUGGUGGCCAGGGUAGGAAUCAGCUGCACAGGGAGGCCAUUCUCUGUGGCAGGCUUACUAUAACAUGUCCUGUACCCCACUUCUGAGUUUUAAUUAGUUGCUCUGGACGCAAUUGAGAUGCAGAUGCAGUUCUGCUGCUGUAGCUAAAUCAGGCCCGGCCCGUAAACGGGAGAUCUAUAGGGAAAGCACAAAAACCCCAGGGUCACCAUGAAAAAAGCCCCCAUCCAUGUUCUGUAGAGUUUAUUAUACGUGCCACCCCAAUCUGCAAGAUUUCAGGGGAUCCAGGUGCCUACCCAGGGCCUGUGUUUCAUUUUGGAAAUAAGGCACAAUGAAAGCUAUGGUGUCUUUAUGAUAUAUGGUUUUAUUUGCAUAUAUAUACACUUGAACCUAGAUGGAGAGAGUUUAGAGCAUCCAUACCCCAAGAGGCUCUGGUCUCCUCCAUAAGCACAACACAACAUUCACAGCUUGCCCUAGCCAGCCCACACGGUGCUCUGUCCCUUCUUCUGCUUCCCAAAUCACUUGCAAAACUGGCCCCUUUUUUUUCCUGUUGACCCUUCCUGAACUCCUAAACCCCUUUGGUCUCUGCCCACCAACACACAGCUGGAGGAGGGUCCCCUGUCUUCCUUGCCUGGCAGUCCUUGCUCUCUCUUGAUGGUUUCCUUGAUGAGCCUUCACAGGUCUCUGUUUCUUAAUGGCUUACACUCAGCUAGCCCUGACAGGCUGGUCUGGCUCGUUAGCAUAAGCUGCAUCCAACAGCAUUUGGCACAGUUUAAUCAAACCUUGAUUAAUUCCAACUUUUGCUAAACCCAGGAAUCAUGGGUGCCUUGCACCCACAAAACUCUGGCACCCCAUCACAUAACAAUUAGCAAUACAAAUAGAUGAUUCUUGAAAUACAAUUUAACCAGAUGCCCUUAAAAUAAUAAUAAUAAUAAUAAUAAUAAUAAUAAUAAUAAUAAUAAUAAUUUAUUUAUACCCUGCCCCUCUGGCUGAGUUUCCCCAGCCACUCUGGGCGGCUUCCAAUCGAGUGUUAAAAACAAUACAGCAUUAAUUAAAAACAAUACAGAAUUAAGCUGGGCGGCCUCAUAUGGAAAAAGGAGUUCCCUCUCUGCCCGUUUUCAGAAUGUUCACUCCAUCCUAGUCAAUCUAGACUAAGCAUUUGAUACAAAAACUCUAUGAUGGGCUAGGAGAAUUUGUAAGGAAUUCUAGUCAGUAGAAUUUUGACCAUCAGCCUGAUAAAUAGCAAUUUUCCUGCAGCAGUUCUGCAGUAAGACUGAGAAUAGUUGUGAGCAUAAGAUGUUGGUCUGCACACUGAAUUGUAGCCAAGUCUGGACCACUGAUGACUUGCAUUUAGAGAAAUGAAUUGAUUCUUGUGGUAAAAAUAUUUCACAUUGGAACAUCUCCGGAAUGAUAGAGACAUUGUGCCAAGGGAAUGGCUUCACUAUACGCAGGAGUGAACAACGCUUUGAAAUAUUCCACUAUCCCAGUCCCAUGCUGUCUCCACCGGCUUCGGGAAUGCUUUCAUUUAGCAAGGGAUCAGUUGCUGGGGGGGGGGGGGUUGGGGGGGUACCACCUCCAACUGUUGUGUCAUUUCCCUUGAUAAGUCCUAAAUUGACCGCAUUUCCAGCACCAAAGGAGCCUUCCUCUGCUAGAUACCUUUUAUUAUGUGCCCUUUCAGGGACAAAAGCUGUGUCAGUACAUUGCGACGGAGGCAGAAGACCAAUUUAUUCUCGCAGCAUUAUGAGCAUUAUCUUCUGAGGGUCCAAUGAAAAAAUAAAGCAGGUGUCAGUGUUACUAUUUUAAGGUUGUGCUUGCAUCACCCUAACGGGCCACUGUUUGGGGUGAUGCAGAAGAAAAAUCUUGCAAAGGGUCCAGUGUACGAGCACUGUCUAGUUAAAUGACCCAAACACCUUGAAGAUAGUUUUUGUGAUGCAGUUUUUUAAGACAAAAUAGAACAAAAUAUCCAUUGCCUUUUUACUAAGUUAACACAUUUCCCAAAAUCGGUUCUCUCUUUAGUUGUUCCCCAAACCUACUAGGAACUAGUUUUACUGGAUGAACUCUUUGAGAAUGAUUCAGGGGCUGACUGGGCAAGGUCACCAACAAUCUCCCAUACAAGCACUAUGAAAUAUCUGGUCAGCAGGCAUUGUUUUUAAUGCUUUCCACCACAACUCCUUUCACCCUAAGUUGGCAACAGGGAGGCAUCCAGUGCCUUUGCUCUAUCUUUUUGUUUGCUUCCCAAAGCCGUGCCAAUAAUGGAGGUUACGCUAAUUCCAUUUUAUAUGCAAUGAAGAAUUCAAACCCUUUUCUUGUAUUUCGACAGAUCCCCAGACAGCCUCCAGCGAGGUGGAUGGGGUGAACCUUGAGGAAAUCCGAGAAUUUGCCAAAGCUUUUAAAAUCCGACGCCUGUCACUUGGUCUCACCCAGACGCAAGUUGGUCAAGCUCUAAGUGCCACAGAAGGUCCAGCCUACAGCCAGUCUGCCAUCUGCAGGUAACAAGAUACACAGCAAAUGCUCAUUUCUCCAGGCCCCUCUCUCACGGCUUAUUAUUGCUUCUUCUGCCGCCUUUAUUGCUUUAAUCACAUGUCCAUGGAAAAGAGCUCCUUUGUACGGAAGACGUAGAGAGAGGAGUGGAUGCUCUUGUGAUGGAGUAGAUAUAUUUCAGCACACGUCCUUAAAAUAACUUUCAUCUCCUUCCCCCCACCCUUUACUUUUGUAACAAGUAGGAAACAAUAAAUAUGUUCCUGGCCUUGAGACAUAAUUCAGUAGUGGAACGGGAGACCCUGCUGCUGCUGCCGCUACUGCAUAAGCACCAGCUGACCCUCUUCAUACUGUGCCAUUUUCUACAGAUGGGGUUACUGAACAAAUAUUUCAUGGAUGCUUCCCUGCCAGGUUUAAGCCUGUAGUACCAUAGCUCGCACUUCACAUCUAAGAUGUUAAUGAUGAUUUUCCCAAAUGAUACAGAGGAGAGUGCAGGGAAUCUAUAUAAAGCCAUAAUGGCUUUUUUCAGACUUUCUGGGAUUAAUCAUAUAUCACUCUCCAGUGUUUCAAAAAAAGCAUGGAUUCAAGUCGGGGAAAGAAUAAUGCCCGGAGAGUGACAAAAUAAUGAAACCAAAAGCAGUCUUGACAGAGUUAAAGGUCUUCAGAGCAAAGUCCCUAUGUCUUCAUGUGUGUGUGUUACACUAAUCCCAUGUUUAUGCAUGAGGUAACAAACACACUUAGGUAACAGCUUUUUUCUCUUGGGCAAUGCCUCGUAGUCCUCCUCCAUCAGUGAAAGCCAAGAAACCAACUCUAAGCUCAUUUAAGUGGAUUUUGUUCUUGGUGAUCCAUGAAAUGCUCUGUCUUUUUAUCUGCUCUUUAUACUUUUAAUGUAUUCCCCAUAGAAUGGAAAUGUACUUUUCCUGCAGUUUAAGACUAAGGUUAUAAAUAACAUCAGUAUGGGGUAGUAAGCUUGCAGCUCACAUUUUGCUCAAUGAUUUUCCAUAAAACCCAUUGAUUGUUGUUAAAUACAAAAAGCUCCAUAGGAUCCUCUCACUUCUAUGGUGUCCCCUACUGUUUUUUCUUAUAAGAUACCUCCCUGUAGAAAAUAACCUUUAUUCAGUCUAUACAAGGAUACCACUGCUGGGAAAUUUGUUUCAAGACUUGUAUAUCGUUAUUCCAAACAUCACAUACUGAAGCACCAGCACAAACAAGUCACACAAUUGUUAUGAAAAUGGCCCUCCUCCCCACUCCCUGUUAUUUAACUUUAACUUUAUUUCAUCUCAGUGGUCAAUUGGUAGAAGAAACCUAAACAAAAAGAGGGUUGUUGUUGCUUUUAAGGCAACUGCUAUUUUAUAUUUUUGCAUUGCACUGUGACAUGGUACUAUAAAUCCACCCAGCUGGAUUUGCAUGUGCUUCGUUUAAUCAUCCCAGUUUUUUGUUUCGUCUAAUGCACAGCUGCUAACUACAUGGGAUGCUUCACAUAUCCCUUUGAAGUCCAUGGCAAAUCCCUUGGAAGAUUUCAGUGAUGCUGGAUUUCAACACAGAUCUGAAUGCUUGGAAUUAUAAUAUAUGAAAUUCCUUGAACAAAAAAUAUGACUGGAUUUAAUUCCAUGUUUAAGAGACCUGCAGUCACAUAUUGUUGCAGAUAUGUAGAGGAAAUGACCAAAAUGUAUCUUUUUUUAAACCUACAGAUAGCUUACAUGACUAAAUAAAACAUUGCAGUACUUUACCAUGCCACAAAAUUGGCAACAGCUUAGUAACAUGGUAGCUACUGCCUGAUAAAUUUUGCACUAUAUAUGCAAAAAAAGGUAAAUGGACAAAAUUAUGCCAGGAUCAAUCCCAUAAUUAAGCAAUCACCAACAGCUGUCUAGGCCAGCCCUUCACAGAGGCCAGCAAUUUUGCAGCAGGAACAGAUAGAGAAUUUUUCUCCCCACUGCCACCUACAGUACACGAGAUACUGCCACUUAGGCAACAGGAAGAAAGAUGACAAACUUGAUGGAAAAUGGGUCAAGCAAAGGACAGCAUUAUGAUGGGUUGUGCAAAGAGUCCAGUAGGCUUUAGGUCAGGGGUUAGGCACAGAUAGAUAUUAUGAGCAUGGGAGCAUGGCAGCAAUUGUUUGACAAUCUUGGUGAACAUGGAGGUAGAAGAUCAUCAAUUCAUGGCCUAUGUAGGAUGGAUGAUAAUGGAAUUCUCAGUCUCGUGAGCAUCGUAAUCUAACUGGGAAAUGGGAACGAUAUUCCAAUAAUUUGUCCAGGUAGUUGAAAUAGUUAAGGCCACUGGUGGCUUUGGCAUUGCGAUUCAGUUUAACUGAUAUAUAUAUUAUAUUCCACUCCUUUUGUACUGAGCACAACGUUAUCCACAAACUUUUUCCCAUCAACAAUGGCUGGUGAAUUACUCAACUUUGUCCAAGUUCAAAUUUGCUAUGUAUACAAGGGGGACAAUGCGAAUCACUAGAGUUUUCUGUUAAAUGCUAAUGUGACAGUGCUAAAUAGCUGAAUAGGCAGGACAAUUCUCAGACCUACCUCAAGAAAAUGGGAGAGAAAUCUGUAGACAUAGGUUUCUCGAACAAACCCAGAGUUCCUUGGGUCUUGAGCUGUGAUUCACAAUUUAGUUACCCCACAGUUGCUCCCAGGACCUCUGGGUGCGUGCAAAGAGUCAUCUCAUUUUGUCUCAGCAGCAGCCUUGUAAGUUUGGUUUAGGAGGUGGUGGCUUGCCCAAUGCUAGCCUGCUGACUGCAGGAAUUUCAAUCCAGUCAAACCAACAUGUUAGCCAAUCUAGGAACCACUUCCUUUAGUAAAAAAUUUUUUAAAAAAAUGUGUUAAGAUCCCUUCGACUGCAAUGGGAUUUCAAAGGGCUUGUUCAUCCAGCUCUUGUAAUUAACAUUUAAGGGAAAUGGUUUCCAUGUACUGUUCAACAUGAACAUGUAUAUGCCCAUCGCAAGCAUGUACAUCAGGGAUGGGGAACCUGUGUCUCCUCCAGAGCCGUCCAGUUUGCGCCCCCUAGGCACGGACAAAUUAGCUCUUCCUUCUGCUUCUCCUCCAACCCCCACCCACCCAUUCACUUCACCCUCUAUUUAAAACCAUUUCUUAUGAGGCAAUGAUCAAUAUUUAUAUUUAUGGACAUAUUUUUAGCCUUUUUGCACCCUCUAAUCGUCUGCGCCCCUGGUGGGGGCCCACCUCACCACCCUCUAGCUACAGCCCUGGUCUCCUCCAGAUGUUAAAAGGUUCCAACUCCCAUCAGCCCCAGCCAGAAUGGCCAAUAGUCAGGGGUGAUGGGACUUGUAGUCCAGCAGUAUUUGGAGGGCCAGAAGUCAACCACACCAAGUCCAUUGUAAAUGGAGCACAUUCUUUCAAGGGCAAUGGCACUUAUGCAAAAGUAUUACAUUCUGAGACCUAUAUUGGGAAUAUUAAUUGGACACCAAAAAAUGAACAAAUGUAAUUUAUAAAACUACAAAAAGAGUCAUUUGUUAAGUCAGCCGGUGAUGCAAGACUUGAACUGGACAUGCUUUACAAAGACUAAAGUCCUCGGUAUAGUUUUCUUUCUCCCGAUGGCGUGGAAGAUUUGUAAAAUCUGGUCUAGCAAAGGACUUUUGAUGGCAAAAUGAUACAUAGAGGACUUCAUUUACAGGAAAUGAUAUCAUUCGGCACAGUGUGCAGACAUCCCACAAUAAACCCAGCUUGAUACCACAGUAUAUUAGUCCACUAUUAUGCUGGGUUUCAUCUGGAAGGCAUGAGUUUCUUUUAGUGCAACUACUUGUGGAGGUAUUGAAGGUAAUUACAAUGUGUCCAGCUGUUUGAACUGAAGACAGCAACAGCUUUGGGAAUUCUUUUCCUACCCAGAGAAGGGACACGGUGUUAACUUGCAUACAGUGAAAAUUGCUUAAAAAUGAAAAGGAAAAGGAAACCUGAAAUUCAGAGGCUAACAGGCACUUUGUGAAAUUAAAACAGCAGCAUUUGAGCAAUAUGCUACAGGAAGGGAACAAGAUCCCAGUAGAAGUAAAAAUGAAUCAAAAUGCCACUGAUGUCAUUUCCUGUUUUUAGCUUUUGUGUUAAGCUUGAAUAUUGUGUAUAGGAUUUUGAAGGCGGGGGGGAGAAAGCUUUGAAAUCUGAAAUAUGUGCCUUCGACAGUAGUAACAGAAGUGAGAACUCAGAGCAUGCACAGAGUUCUAUCCACUUAAAUGAAGGCCCUCGAUCUGUAUGCACCUUCUUUAACCAUUAAGACUUAAUGCAUGUGAUCAGUAUCUUCCAAUGUGUACCAAAGAUCCACGUGAGCCACAGAAUGUACAUGGAUCUCUGAAACACUGGGUAUAUGAAAUAGCAUUCUGACAGCAUUUUGUCACUGUGAUUGUUUUUGUUUGUUUAAAUAGAUAUCUAUAUAUUUGUAGAACUGAUAGUUUUCAUAAUCCAUUGUAAAUAUCCUCUGCCAGUCGAUUAGGCAGGUAGGCAGGAAGUCCCAGCUGGCAGAGCAUCAGUGUAAGACUCUUCUUUCUCAAUUUUCCCCUCAGACACACCAUCCUGAGAAGCCACUUUUUCCUACCACAGGAAGCCCAAGAGAACACUAUAGCUAGCAGUCUGACAGCCAAACUGAACCCUGGCCUUUUGUAUCCUGCCAGGUUUGAAAAGCUGGACAUCACCCCUAAAAGUGCCCAGAAGAUAAAGCCGGUUCUUGAACGAUGGAUGGCUGAGGCUGAGGCCCGCCAUCGGGCAGGCAUGCAGAAUCUCACUGAAUUUAUUGGAAGUGAACCAUCCAAAAAGCGCAAGAGGCGGACCUCAUUCACGCCGCAGGCUCUUGAGAUCUUGAAUGCCCAUUUUGAGAAGAACACGCAUCCCUCUGGGCAGGAAAUGACGGAAAUUGCAGAGAAACUGAACUAUGACCGGGAAGUAGUUAGAGUCUGGUUCUGCAACAAGAGGCAAGCACUGAAGAACACAAUUAAACGCCUAAAACAGCACGAGCCUGCGACGGCGGCCCCAAUGGAGCCCUUAACAGACUCUCUGGAAGAAAACUCUUAA
Molecule: messenger RNA, 27323 nt
Organism: Podarcis lilfordi (Lilford's wall lizard)
Lineage: Eukaryota; Metazoa; Chordata; Lepidosauria; Squamata; Lacertidae
Source: the annotation of a GenBank genome assembly